UUCAGUCGAAGUUCGGAAGGCAAGUUGGUAACUUGCAAAUUAUUAUUAUCUAUUAUUUAAUUUUUUUAAACUUCGAGGGACAAUCGAAUAAAUGGCAAACCAUAGAAGUGUAGAAAUAAAUGCUGAUUUGGUUAAGGAGAGGUCAAAAUGCAGUUUUGAUCUCGAAGAACUCACAAACUUAAUUGAUGGAGGAAAGAAGAAGACAAAGCAACGGAGGCAGAUGGAGGAUUACGCGUUGAACUCCGGCGCAUCCAUCGACCCGGUUCCUGAGGAAUGCCUGAGCAUCCAGGAGCGCUACGAAAAUGCGGUCAGAAAGUCCUGCGUCUACAGCGCCUUGGUUAGGGAAAGCCUGGUCAACAUCACGGGACUGGAAGACCUGGGUUUGUCCUCACCAGUUCUUCAGCGUACAUCGGAUGCAUUCUUCAAAGAGAUCUCACCGUUUUUGCUCCAUUUCGGAAUGUUCGUGCCCACCAUCAUCGGGCAAUGCACUCCUGAACAGCAGGCCAAGUGGCUGCCCCUUGCUAUGGACUUGCAAAUUAUCGGGACCUACGCUCAGACAGAAUUAGGACACGGCACGUUCAUCAGAGGUUUGGAAACGACAGCUACAUACGACCCAAGUACAGAGGAAUUUGUUCUCAGCACUCCAAAAUUAUCUUCAUACAAAUGGUGGGCCGGCGGGUUGGGUAAAACUGCCAGUCACUGCAUAGUGUUAGCCCAACUUUACACUAAGGGCGAGUGCCAUGGGCCCCAUGCUUUCAUAGUCCAGAUCAGGGACAAGGAGACUCACAUGCCUUUACCUGGGAUAAAAGUGGGGGAGAUCGGCCCUAAGUUAGGGUUCAACACUGCAGACAAUGGAUAUCUUGGAUUUGACAACUUUCGGAUACCGAGGGACAAUUUGAUGAUGAAAAAUGCUCAGGUUACCAAGGAUGGUACGUAUGUGAAGGUGGCUCGUCACGGCAAACUGACGUACGGCACCAUGGUGUUUGUAAGAGUGAUGCUGGUGAGCGAUAUGGCGUACUACCUCGCUAAAGCCGUCACCAUAGCAGUUCGGUACUCGGCGGUGCGGCGGCAGUCACAGCCGAAGCCAGACCAGCCCGAGGCUCAGGUCUUGGACUAUCUCACGCAGCAGCACAAGCUGUUCAUCUGCAUCUCCUCGUCGCACGCUAUGAGACUAACCAGCACUUGGCUAUGGAAAACGUUCACGGCUGUUCUAGCCGACAUGCGUGAAGGAAACACUGAUACUUUGCCUGAACUUCAUGCACUUUCCAGCUGUCUGAAGGCACUGAGCACCUCAGACACAGCUGCCCUCAUAGAGCAGUGCCGGUUCGCGUGCGGUGGGCACGGCUACAUGUACUCCUCAAACCUGCCAGCUCUUUAUAGUUUCGCUGCUGCCACGAGAACCUACGAAGGAGAUUAUACUGUGCUGCUGCUGCAGACUGCCAGGUUCCUAGUGAAAUCAUGGGAGCAGAUGGAGGAAGGGAAGCCUUUAACCCCCACUCUAGCGUACUUGAUUCAGAGUCGAGACGGCAACCAAGCGAAAUGGGAUGACAGUCCUGAAGGCAUCAUCAGAGCUUUCCAUGCUAUCGCCGCAGGAAGGAUCACUUCUUGCGUGAACAGCAUUAGGAAACAUGUAAGAAAUGGCAUGGACUAUGAAGACGCUUGGCAACUGACGACAGUGCAGCUCGUUGGGGCUGCAGAGGCUCACUGCCGCGCUGUCAUAUGCCGAGUGUACCGAGAUGAAACUAUCAAGAUGACAGCCGAGUGCAGUCCGGGAGUCAAAACAGUCUUGGACCAGCUGUCGAUGCUGUACCUGCUCUACUGGUCUUUGGAGAAGACCGGGGACUUGCUCAGAUUCUCAUCGCUAUCGGAGAAGGAUAUUGUGAGCUUGCAGGAGCGAUACGAAGCGUUGCUGCUCAAGAUAAGGCCCAACGCGGUCAGCUUGGUCGAUGCGUUUGAUUUUAGGGACGAAGUACUAUCCUCAACCCUGGGUUCCUACGACGGGCGCGUGUACGAGAGGCUGAUGGAAGAGGCUCUCAAAACCCCUCUCAAUAAGGAACCAGUCAACCAAUCCUUUCACAAAUAUAUGAAACCUAUGCUGCAGGGAAAGCUGUAAUUAAUUAAGAUAAAGAAAUUUAAUUGAUAGCGUUAUAUUUAGUACAAUUUGAUCGAGCUAACUGCGCAAUUCGCUGGAAUUCGACUUUUCCUCGCACACCUCGCUGCGUUCACCCUGUCCGUACCAAAGCGUCGUUGUGACGUCACGGCUGCUAGGUGCGCAGUUAACUCGAUCGGGUUGUAAAAAAAUAAAAACAAUACUUUUCCCAGACGCAAUCCAUCUAAUUUAAUUCGUUCAGAAAAAAAUAGAAACGUAUUAUGUCAAGGGAAAGGGGGGAUAUGAUAUCCCUUCAUCACUCAUUUAUCAUUAAAUGAGUGUUUCUAAAUACUUAAAAUAUAAUUUACUUGACACUGGCUAAAACCGCACGAAGCCAUAAUCUAGACAAAAAAAAGUUAGUAGAGGGCCUACCCUCAUUUAUAUUUUUAACUUUAACUAAUUAUUUUUUUCCAUGACAUGAGUUUGACAUAAAAAAUUUAGUGGAGACAAAAGGUUAGAUAUAAAUAAUCCGCGGGAUAGUAAAAAAAAAAAUUGAUAUUAAUAUUUAAAAACAAAUAAUAUCUAGUGAAUUCUAGUGGGUGUAAGUGCUUUAAUUUUAGAUCGAAACAAACAAAUAUUAUAAUAACUAGCGGCCGCCCGCGACUUCGU
Messenger RNA from Ostrinia furnacalis (Asian corn borer), 2758 nucleotides. Its product is annotated as probable peroxisomal acyl-coenzyme A oxidase 1. Gene Ontology annotation, molecular function: fatty acid binding; FAD binding; acyl-CoA oxidase activity. NCBI's taxonomy places the organism in Eukaryota, Metazoa, Arthropoda, Insecta, Lepidoptera, Crambidae. Gene Ontology annotation, biological process: fatty acid beta-oxidation using acyl-CoA oxidase; lipid homeostasis. The record is from RefSeq and is a predicted model, not a curated record. The coding region runs from base 92 to 2113 and encodes 673 amino acids. The transcript is spliced from 13 exons. Gene Ontology annotation, cellular component: peroxisome.